Syngnathus acus (greater pipefish) is the source of this 1435-nucleotide messenger RNA. It is a transcript of the gene nkx2.2a, whose product is annotated as NK2 homeobox 2a. Gene Ontology annotation, biological process: regulation of transcription by RNA polymerase II; cell differentiation. NCBI's taxonomy places the organism in Eukaryota, Metazoa, Chordata, Actinopteri, Syngnathiformes, Syngnathidae. Bases 49 to 987 code for a protein of 312 amino acids. Gene Ontology annotation, cellular component: nucleus. The transcript has 3 exons. Gene Ontology annotation, molecular function: DNA-binding transcription factor activity, RNA polymerase II-specific; RNA polymerase II cis-regulatory region sequence-specific DNA binding. The record is from RefSeq and is a predicted model, not a curated record.
UGAUGAGGUUGCAGCUGCUCGCGCGGGCCCUUCCUUGGUGCUGCCAAAAUGUCUCUCUGGGUGUCUGCUGUGCGCACUCUGUGUCCCCUGUCACAUGUCGGAUUUAGCUGGGUGCAGCAUUACUUGGUGGAUCAGAAUAUGUCGUUGACCAACACAAAGACGGGCUUCUCUGUUAAGGACAUUUUGGACCUUCCGGACACGAAUGACGAAGAGGGAUCUAUCACCGGAGCGGAGGACGACACGGAGGGCUCAGAGAGCACGUCCACGACGAAAAGCACGGGAGUUUUGGUGAAAAGUCCCCUGGAAAACGCGCAGAACCUGCCUUUAAAGAACCCAUUUUACGACACUAGUGACAAUCCGUACACGCGAUGGCUCGCCACCACGGACAGUAUUCAAUAUUCAUUGUUCCUCCCGUUUCUCGCCGCCGCAGUGCACGGCCUCUCCGCCGGCUCCCAGGACUCCGCCAAGUCCCCGGAGCCGUCCGCAGACGACGAGUCGCCGGACAACGACAAGGAGACGUCCAGCAGCGGGGGGAGCGACUCGGGCAAGAAGCGCAAAAGGCGGGUGCUGUUCUCCAAGGCGCAGACCUACGAGCUGGAGCGCCGUUUCCGACAGCAGAGGUACCUGUCCGCCCCGGAGAGGGAGCACCUGGCCAGCCUGAUCCGCCUCACUCCCACCCAAGUGAAGAUCUGGUUCCAAAACCACCGGUACAAGAUGAAGCGAGCCCGGGCUGAGAAAGGUAUGGAAGUGAGCCACCUCCCUUCCCCCAGGCGAGUGGCCGUGCCCGUCUUAGUCAGGGACGGGAAGCCUUGUCACACCCUUAAAGCUCAGGACUUGGCGGCCACUUUUCAGGCCGGGAUCCCCUUCACGGCGUACGGCGCGCAGUCGCUCCAACACAUGCAGUACAACGCGCAAUACGGCGCAGCGGCCACGCCGCACUUCCCCACGGCGCACCACUUGGUGCAAACGCAACAGUGGACUUGGUAAGGGGACGCGAUAGACAGAGACUCGAUUUUGGGAAGGCACACGAUAGGCAGUUUCACUCCUCACGCAAAGAGAGGGGGAAACCUCACGCAAAGCCACUCACGAAAGACUUCAUUUUUUCGCAGUCCACACAAUAUACGGUACCAUUUUUAUUCGGGGCUUACGUGUGCACCGUGUUUACAUGUUUUCGUUAAGAGAACUGGCUCCAACCCCCUUUCCCAAAUAGAUUUUAUCGAGAAUGUCAAUGCUCUUCUUGUGAACAUUUUUUUUUUUGUAAAAGUAUGUUGUGUGUUGGUUGUAGAUAUAUAUAUUUUCUCUCCCCCCUUGCCCUCGUGUUAUUCUCAGCACGUACGAACCACUUUAUAAUUAUAGAAAUGUUAAUUUCUUGCUUCUUUUAUGGACCGAAAAAUAUUUAUGGCCACGAAUAAACACUGGCAACUUUUCAAAUUUC